Sus scrofa (pig) is the source of this 6423-nucleotide messenger RNA. RefSeq names its product adenylate kinase 9 (gene AK9). Gene Ontology annotation, molecular function: ATP binding; nucleobase-containing compound kinase activity; ATP hydrolysis activity. Gene Ontology annotation, biological process: nucleobase-containing compound metabolic process. NCBI's taxonomy places the organism in Eukaryota, Metazoa, Chordata, Mammalia, Artiodactyla, Suidae. The record is from RefSeq and is a predicted model, not a curated record.
UCCCUUGGCAACCGCUCAACAGAUCCCAGAGUCCCUGGAGAGGACUGCAGCCAGCCGGUGGGGUCUGCUACGAAUAGGUAUGUAGGAGUCAGAGUCCACCGCUCGGAUCCAUUUCCGUAGCGAAUGAAAUCCCACCAUCUCCUGCGGGGAGCCCAGACCAGUUCCUUUCCUUGCAAAAUUAAACUUCGAGAUCUCCGUAAAUUCCGCUUUUGAACCUCACUCCUCCUUUCAACGAACAUCGUUUUCAUUCCACAGGUAUGGAUUUUAUAUGAGACCCAUAAACUGAUGUAAGAAGUCUUUAUCUUCUCUCUGAAAAAGCAUCUAUAAGAUUUAAGACUGGGAGCACUUCAAUAAAACCAUCUGGUUUCCUUGUGGGGAGAUCUUAAGUAUUUUGUAUUAUGACUACUCAAGAGAAGACAGAAGAGCCUCCUUUUGUGGAUAUAUUUAAUGAAGAUGAAGCUGAAAAAAACUUUAUAUUGUCUAAACCUGUUUGCUUUGUUGUAUUUGGAAAACCAGGGGUUGGGAAGACAACAUUAGCCCAACAGAUAACACAGGCAUGGAAAUGUAUUCAUGUAGAAGCUUUACCAGUUUUGGAAGAACAGAUGGCAAGUGAAACUGAAUCAGGAGUUAUGCUGCAGUCGAUGCUGAUCAGUGGCCAAAGUAUUCCUGAUGAACUUGUCACAAAGCUGAUAUUGGAGAAGCUCAACUCCCCAGAAGUCUCUCACUUUGGCUAUAUUAUCACUGAAAUACCAUCACUUUCACAGGAUGCCAUGACCACUCUGCAGCAAAUAGAGUUAAUUAAAAAUUUAAAUCUGAAACCUGAUAUUAUAAUCAAUAUUAAGUGCCCUGACUAUGAUUUAUGCCAAAGAAUUUCUGGGCAACGGCAGCACAGUAGUACAGGAUACAUAUACAGAAGAGAUCAGUGGGAUCCUGAAGUCAUUGAGAAUCGAAGGAAAAAGAGGAAAGAAGCCCAAAAGGAAGGAAAAGGAGAAGAGGAAGGCGAAGAGGAAGAAGAGCAAGAAGAAGAAGAGGCAUUUCUUGCUGAAAUGCAGGCGGUGGCUGAAAUUCUUCAAAAUAUAGUUCAGAGGCCUGAGGACUAUUUGGAAAAUAUCGAAAACAUGGUUAAACUGUAUAAGGACAUAAUGCUUCAUCCUUUAGAAGAAGUAAUGGCUGAACAUGAUUCCCAGUAUCUCAUUGAGCUAGAUGGGAACCAGCCUCCGGAGGAACUUUUCAUGGCAGUUAUGGAUCGAUUUAAAUAUCUGAACCUAAAAAGAGCAGCUAUUUUAACGAAACUUCAGAGUGCAGAGGAAGAAAUUAGUGACACAAUGGAAAAUAAUGAGCUGUUCCGUACCCUUGCAUCUUAUAAACUUAUUGCACCAAGAUACAGAUGGCGGCGAAGCAGAUGGGGACGUACGUGUCCUGUGAAUUUAAAGGAAGGUAACAUUUUUCAAGGAUUGCCGGAUUUUUCUGUGAGUUUUCUAGGUAAAAUAUACUGCCUUUCAUCAGAAGAAGCAUUAAAAACAUUUUUGUCGAACCCACGUCCCUAUCUUCUUCCACCUAUGCCAGCCCCACCAUUUAAAGUAUUCAUAGUUGGACCUCAAUCUUCAGGGAAGACGACACUUAGCAAUUUGCUUGCCAAACAUUACAAAGGAAAGGUAGUUGACUACAAUAAAUUGGUUCGACCACGUUUUGAUAAAGCCCUUGAAAUGUUAACCAAAAACACUAUAGCUGAGGCCACUGAAGCAGCCAUUAAAACUGUACAAGAACGCCUUCUUACAGAACUACAAGCUAAAAAACAAGUGUUCACUCUUGAAUCCCCAAGAGAAAGCUCCUUAGAGGACAGUGAGGAAGCCAGAAGGACAUCAGAUGAUAAAGAUGAAAAAGAAACAAGUGAAACAUUUGCACUUAGAAGUGAUGAAGACUCUAGUCGAGAUGUAAAGUUGGAUUCGCCCAAAGAAUCUGCAAUAGAAGAGGUAACUGCAGAUCAUCCAGAAGUUCUUUCCAUAAUAAAGGAGACAGUCCAAAUGGCAAAGAGUAUGAACUUUGAACAGCCACAUGAAAAAUAUGCUGAAAUCUUAGAUGAAGUCCUCCAAGAGGUAGUUGAAGAAAACAAGAAUAGGUUUUAUGGUGCCCCCAAAUAUGGAGGAUGGAUUCUGGACAACUUCCCUACUACGAGAGAACUGUGGAUGGCUUUGGUCGACAAAGGAAUUCUACCUGAUUUAGUCAUCUGUUUAUUAGACACAGGAAACAAUGGAAAAUAUUUACUUAAUAGACUGUAUUUAGAGAAUAAACCAGAAAUUGACUCUAAGAUUUUAGAAAGAUUAUUAGAUGAACUACUAACGAAGAGAAAAGAGGAAGAAGAAGCAAGAAAAGCCAAAGAAGAGGCAAUGAAAAUAGAAGAAGAAAAUCGAAGGCUAAUGGAAGCUAUGAAUGUGAAAGCAAAAGAAGCAGAAGAAACUGAAGCCGAGGCAGACGAGGAGAUUGAAGUUGAGGAGUCUGAGCUUCAUGAAGGGUCUGAGGUCACCGAAGUAACUGAGGAGACCAGGGCUUCCUUACUUGACGACUCUGACAUUCCUGAAACAGAACCUGAAUCAGUUGUACUGCCUGAGUUUCCAGAAGACGCUUAUCCUGAUGUUCCUGAAAUGGAGCCAAUUAAAGAGAAUAUCCUAUCUUUCUACUCUGCCUGGAGACAACUGGAAACAGCAAUAAGUGACUCUUUUACUCAAGUUGUAAACUUGGAGAUUGCUGACAAAACUCCAGAGGAACUACUUCAAAAAGUCGUGGAGACCAUGGAAAAACCUUUUCGGUAUCCUGGCUGGGAGUUAACCAUAGAUGAUUAUGACGAAGAAACAGAAGACUAUCAGGCUGAGGCCGAGGUCGAUGAGGAGCUAGAGGAGGAGGAAGAAGAAGAGGAAGAGAAUGAAGAUAGAAUUAAAGAGAAGAGAAGACAUUUGGGAGAUACAAAGCACUUUUGUCCAGUGGCUCUCAAAGAAAACUUCAUCCUACAACCAGGCAACUCGGAGGAAGCAGCUAAAUACCGAGAAAAGAUCUACUACUUUUCAAGUCCUGAGGCUAAAGAAAGGUUUUUAGAGCAACCUGAGGAGUAUGUGGCUCAUGAAGAACCAUUAAAGGCUCCUCCAUUAAGAAUAUGCCUUCUGGGCCCCCACGGCUCUGGCAAAACUGUCUGUGGAAGACAAUUGGCAGAAAAAUUGGGCAUUUUUCAUAUUCAGUUUGAAGAAUAUCUUCAAGAAAAACUAAUGCUCAAAACAGAAAAGAAAACUGGACCUGAAUUUGAGGACGAUUCUGAGGACGAGCAAUUUGCAAAACAAGAACUUGAAGAGCUUGCAAUUCAGGCCAAUGUCAAAAUUGAGGAAGAAAAUACAAAACUGCCUCAGGAAGUGCAACUUACAGAAGAAGAAGAAGCAAUCAGAUUAAACCUAAUGGAAAAUGAGCCAUUGCCUCCCGAAAUUCUUGAAGCCAUUCUCUCUGAAUGGUGGUUUAAGGAACCAAUACGUUCCACAGGUUUUGUAUUAGAUGGUUUCCCACGAUAUCCUGAUGAGGUCCAGUUUCUGGGGGAACAUGGAUUCUUCCCAGAUGCUGCUGUUUUUAUACAAGUUGAUGAUCAAGAUAUUUUUGAUCGCCUCCUUCCUGCCCAAAUAAGUAAGUGGAAAGUGAAACAAAAGAAGAAAUUGGAAAGGAAAAAACAAAUCAAAGAAAUGAAGGCAAAAAUCAAGGAAGAUAUGAUAUCUAAAAGAAGGGCUGAACUUCUACUUGAGAGAGAGAAAAAAAGGAAAGAAGUUGAUACUGUUAGAGAAGAUGAAGACAUGAGUGAGGAAGAACUUGAAGAUGAGGAAGAUGAUAUUGAGAAUAUCCUCGAAGAUGAAUUUCCAAAAGAUGAGGAACUGAUGAGUGAGGAAGAUGAAGAGCAGGAAAUCGAUGCACUCGAGCGCCUGAAAAGUGAACUAGGAGAAAAAUUUGAAGCAGAUAUGAGUAAUUUACAAACAGUACAGGAAGAAUUUGAGAAGUUUAUGAUACCAGUAAUUCUCAUUAAUGGAGCUCGGAAAAUCCACAUCGUACAAUAUGUAUUGAAUAUGAGACUGAAACCACUGGUGGAGAAUCGUGCAAGCAUUUUUGAGAAAUGUUAUCCAAUAACAUCACGCCUUGCCCAGAAAAUGCUUAGGUUUACCUACAAGUAUAUAAGCUCCUUUGGCUACUGGGACCCUGUAAAGCUAAGUGAAGGGGAGACAAUCAAGCCAAUUGAAAAUUCAGAGAAUCCACUUUAUCCUGUAAUCCAUCGUCAGUAUAUUUAUUUUUUGUCUAGUAAGGAAACUAAAGAAAAAUUUAUCAAGAACCCAAUCAAAUAUAUCCGCCAACCCAAACCUAAGCCUACUAUGCCCAUUAGGAUUGCAAUCGUCGGGCCUCCAAAAUCUGGGAAAACUACAGUUGCCAAAAAAAUGUCAAGUGAAUAUGGCUUAAAGCAUUUGUCAAUAGGAGAAGCUUUGCGUUAUGUAUUAAACCACCAGCCAGACACAGAGCUGGCACUUAUGCUAAAUUGGCAUCUUCAUAAAGGAAUGACAGCCCCUGAUGAACUGGCUAUUCAAGCCUUAGAAUUAUCUCUGAUGGGAAGUGUAUGUAAUACCGCAGGUGUUGUAAUCGAUGGAUACCCUGUAACAAAAUAUCAAGUGAGUCUCUUGGAAGAUCGGUCAGUCAUCCCCAUGGUCAUCUUUGAGUUGGAUGUGCCUUCCAAAGAGAUUUUCAAAAGAUUGCUCGUGGAAAAAAAAAAGGAAACAAGUUUGCCAUAUCCAUUGCACAACAGCUCACAGAUUAUAGCUGUCAGGAACUCAAAGUACCGCAAAAAUAUUGGUGAUAUUAGGCAGUUUUAUCAGGAACAGCAUCAGAACUGGUAUGUGAUUGAUGGCUUUCACAGCAAAUGGUGGGUAUGGAAUGAAGUCAUUAAGAAGGUUAAAAUGGUGAAUAAACACAUGCAGAUAUACCUGGAAAGAACAAAAGCAGGAAAAGCCGCCUGCAUUGACAAGUUGUGUAUUUCCCCUGAAGAACUGACUUCUCGUCUGGGUGAAUUUGGACAGUUCUGCCCUGUCAGCCUGGCAGAAUCAUAUGAAUUAGUUGAUUGCUCUUUAACUGAUUCCUUGGAAUUUGCAGCGGAGUUCAGAGGUCACUAUUAUAAAAUGAGUUCUCAGGAAAAUUUUAAUAAAUUUUUGGAGAACCCAGAACAAUAUGUUCCUCCGUUAGCUCCUCAUCCACUGCCCCCUGCUGACAUGAUCCCCAGGAGGCUGACGCCAUCAGGGCUGAAGAGUCGGUUCCCUAAGUGUGCCGAGCUCCAGGGCUACUGUCCAGUGACCUAUCAGGAUGGCAGACAAAGAUAUGAAGCCCUAGUACCGGGUAGCAUUAACUAUGCUUUAGAAUAUCGUGAUCGUAUAUAUAUUUGUGAGAGUAGAGAAAAACUUGAGAAAUUUUUGAGGUCGCCCUCGAAAUACUGUAACCAGAAGCUUCCUUACAAACUCCCCCCUCCAAAGGAACCAAAGUGUCUCACUAGCCUGCCUUUGCCUGGAUAUCUGGAACAGGGUAUUGCAACUUCUCUAAUUAAAGCCAUGAAUGCAGCAGGAUGCUUAAAGCCCAAGUUCCCCUUCUUAAGUGUAAAGAGAUCUGCGCUACUCUAUAUAGCAUUUCAUCUAAAAGCCUUUAAUCCUAAAGGUUCUGAAUAUACAAGAAAAAAAUAUAAGAAGAAGAUGGAGCAAUUUACAGAGAGAUGUGAACUCAUUACAUACUUGGGUGCCAAGAUGACAAGAAAAUACAAGGAACCUCAGUUUCGAGCCAUUGACUUUGAUCAUAAAUUACAGACCUUUCUCUCUCUUAGAAGUAUAGACCCAGUCAAUGGAUAGAAUGUUUGGGUAACUGCACCCAGAAUCUUCAGAGUUACCUGAAAGGGGUAAAAGGAAAUAGAUUGAAAAUCCGGCCCUCCCUGAUGUGCUUUUCCCCUCCUGAGCAAUGUGCCACGGCUGCCAGACGUCAAGUGAAUUCAGAGCUCUGCCAGCCAGGAGGGAAUGGUCUUCCCUAAGCCUAAGUUUUCAUAUGAUUUUAAAAGUUAUUACUCUUUGCCUGAACUUUGAUGCUCUAACAAAAUAGUUAUUUCAUUUACAAUUCCAUUUAGAAUAGUUAGGUACCUUGUAUUUUACUUAAUGCAUCUACUGUUCAUUUCAUUUUCCUUUUCAACCUUUUCAGUAGAAAAGUCAGUGUCUGUUAAAGGAAAUUCUGUGGUGAAUGUUAGAAAGCUUUAAGAAACAACAUUAAUAUUGAUAUAAAUAAAAUAGAAAUAUUGGUUACACUUUUAACAAAAGGAGUUGUUUGUAUACUUCAUGAACAUAAAGAUAUUUUAUCAUUUUCCCAAGAAAAUAAAUGAAUUUU